Trichobilharzia regenti is the source of this 5331-nucleotide messenger RNA. NCBI's taxonomy places the organism in Eukaryota, Metazoa, Platyhelminthes, Trematoda, Strigeidida, Schistosomatidae. The record is from the annotation of a GenBank genome assembly.
AUGGCUGAUGAUGCGGCUAGAAAGCUGCAGUUCGAGUACAAGAUCAACUCUAACUUAGUACUUUCAACGGAUCGGUCACUGAUAGAUAGACGUCCUAGAGAUGAGUCAACUGGUGAAGUGUUAAGUCUAGCUGGAAAAAUCCGUGUGCAGGAAAUGGGACACAAGUCACAGAGAACGAAACCACCCAUGUUACAAGAAAAACGAGCAAAGCGUCAAAAACGCGAUGAAACGCAACAGGACUCCUUAAAAUUGAAAGGGGGCAGUUUACUAAAUGAUGACUUUGAUGAUAUAGCAGGCAUUAUAUACCGCCCGAAGACACCUGAUACUCGUAAAACCUACGAAUAUAUCUUGCAUUGCAUUCAGGAGGCUCUUGGUGAUCAGUCACGUGAAAUAUUGUGUGGUGCAGCAGAUGAAGUUAUAGCCACUUCCAAGAAUACUCAUUUAAAAGAUAAGGAAAAACGAAAAGAAACAGAAUCGUUGUUGGGUCCUCUUGUUGAUGAACGAUACAAUAUAAUUGUAAACUUGUGCAAGAAAAUUACAGACUGGAAAGAGGAAGAACCUGCAUCUUCAGCAAAUCCUAAUUUCAAUGACAGUAUUGAUCAAACGUAUGGUGUGAAUGUCCAGUUUGAAGAGUCUGACCAUGAGGAUGAAGAGGAUGCUUUUGGUGAAAUUAAGGACGAAGAAGAUGAUGAUGAGCCAGAAGGAGAUGAGGCUGCAGUAGAAAUGACCCUGCAAUCCCGAAAAAAUGAAUCACUUAGUACUACUCAUCAAAAUACCGAAAGUCUACAUCCACGUGAUAUUGAUGCAUUUUGGUUGCAGCGUAAUCUUGCUAAGCAUUGUAAGGAUCCAGUACUUGCUCAAGCUAAAGCUCGUGAGUGUUUGGACAUCCUUCAGUCAGCUGCAGAUGAUAGAGAAUUAGAAAAUCGUCUAGUUCGUGCUUUGAGUUAUGAACAGUUUGAUUUUGUUAAAAUUUUGCGUAAACAUCGUCUCAUGAUUUUACAUUGUAUCUUACUGGCACAAGCACAAACUAUACAAGAACGUAGUCAGCUAGAAGCGAAAAUGCGUAGUGAUCCUGUACUAGCUAAAGUUUUGCAUGAAUUAAGAGAAACAGAAAAUUCAACAGAUCUUGUAGCUGAAGAACGUCAAAGAAAGAAUGUUCAGCGUGUUGUUCGCGUUCAAGCUGAUAUGGAGCAAGAGAGUAUGGAAGAAGAAGGAAUUCAAUUGUCUGAAGAUGGUGCUAUUGGCGUGGCAAAUAUUGUUGACUUAGAAGGUUUAGCCUUCUCUCAAGGUGGACACUUAAUGGCUAAUAAAAGAUGUCAAUUACCUGAUGGUUCAUUUCGUAAACAGAAAAAAGGUUAUGAAGAGGUGCAUGUACCAGCUUUGCGUCAAAAGACUUUAGAAUCAGGUGAAACUUUAAUAAAAAUUGAAAAACUUCCUGCUUAUGCACAAGCUGCUUUUGAAGGCUGUAAAACACUCAAUCUUAUACAGAGUAAAUUAUAUCAUGCUGCUAUGGAAACGGAUGAAAAUUUACUACUCUGCGCGCCAACUGGUGCUGGAAAAACAAAUGUAGCUUUAUUGUGUAUUAUGCAUGAACUUGGCAAAUUCAUUAAUCCUGAUGGAACAAUUAAUAAAGAUGAAUUUAAACUAAUCUACAUUGCUCCUAUGCGAUCAUUAGUACAAGAAGUUGUUGGAAAUUUUAAUAAGUUGUUAAGCAGUUAUGGUAUUAAAGUUGAUGAAUUAACUGGUGAUCAUCAACUGAGUCGUGAACAAAUUUAUGAAACUCAAGUAAUUGUAUGUACACCCGAGAAAUGGGAUGUAAUAACACGUCGUGGUGGUGAUGAACGUGCCUACAUACAAUUAGUUAGAUUAAUUAUCUUUGAUGAAAUUCAUUUACUACACGAUGAUCGUGGUCCAAUACUUGAAGCAAUUGUUGCACGAACAUUACGUGCUGUUGAAAGUACAUCCGGGAUAAUUACAUCCAGUGAUAUUGGAGGUGGUGGUGGUGUACGUCUUGUUGGAUUAAGUGCAACACUACCAAAUUAUGAAGAUGUAGCAACAUUUCUACGAGUGGAUUGUUCAAAAGGUUUAUUCUAUUUUGAUAAUAGUUACCGCCCUGUGCCGUUAGAACAACAAUAUAUUGGAAUAACUGAAAAGAAAGCUGUAAAACGUUAUCAAAUAAUGAAUGAUAUUGUCUAUGAUAAAGUGAUGGAACAUGCUGGACGUAAUCAAGUAUUAAUAUUUGUGCAUAGUCGUAAAGAGACGGGGAAAACAGCACGUGCUCUGAGAGAUACAUGCUUAGAAAAGGAUACACUUGGUAUAUUUAUGAAAGAUAAAAAUGCCUCUGCAGUUGUAUUACGUCAAGAAGCUGAACAAGUGAAAAAUCUUGAAUUGAAAGAUUUACUCCCAUAUGGUUUUGGUAUUCAUCAUGCUGGUAUGAGUCGUGUUGAUCGUACUCUAGUUGAAGAUUUAUUCGCUGAUCGGCAUAUACAAGUUUUAGUCUCUACUGCCACAUUAGCUUGGGGUGUAAAUCUACCCGCGCAUACUGUAUUGAUUAAAGGAACUCAGAUAUACAGUCCUGAAAAAGGUCGUUGGACAGAAUUAGGCGCUUUAGAUGUCAUGCAAAUGCUUGGACGUGCAGGUCGUCCACAAUAUGAUACAAAAGGUGAAGGUGUGCUGAUUACCAAUCAUACAGAGUUACAAUAUUAUUUAAGCCUAAUGAAUCAACAACUCCCGAUUGAAAGUCAACUGAUAUCACGUUUAGCUGAUUUAUUAAAUGCUGAAAUUGUCCUAGGCACUGUGACAACUAUACGUGAAGCAGUUACCUGGUUAGGCUAUACCUAUCUGUAUAUUCGUAUGUUACGUAAUCCAAAUUUAUAUGGUGUACCGCAUGGUAGUGAAAAAAAUGAUCCAUGGCUUGAACAAUAUCGUCGUGAUCUAGUGCAUACAGCAGCUACAGAGCUAGAAAAAUCACAAUUAAUACGUUAUGAUCGACGUUCUGGGUGUUUACAGUCCACUGAACUUGGUCGAAUUGCAUCACACUACUAUUUAACACAUUCAACUGUAUUAUCCUACAAUAAACUACUUCGACCUGGUUUAGGCGAAAUUGAAUUAUUCCGUGUAUUUGCUGCUAGCUCUGAAUUUAAAUAUAUGUCUGUUAGACAAGAAGAACGCUUUGAGCUAGCUAAACUACUUGAACGUGUUCCCAUCCCAAUAAAAGAAUCACCUGAAGAACCUUCAGCAAAAAUUAACUGCCUAUUACAAGCUUAUAUAUCUGGAUUAAAAUUAGAAGGAUUUUCAUUAAUGUCUGAUAUGGUGUAUAUUACACAAUCAGCUGGUCGACUUGUACGUGCAAUUUUUGAAAUUGUCCUUCAUCGUGGUUGGGCUGAAUUAGCUGAUAAUGCAUUAACAUUAGCUAAAAUGAUUGAACGACGUAUGUGGGAGUCAAUGUGUCCAUUACGUCAAUUUAAAAAGUUACCUGAUGAAGUUAUCCGUAAAUUAGAGAAAAAAUCUAUACCAUUUGAUCGUCUUUAUGAUAUGAAUCAUCAUGAAUUGGGAGAAUUAGUCCGACUGCCAAAAUUAGGUCGACCAUUGCAUAAAUAUCUGCAUCAAUUGCCACGUUUAGAAAUGAGUGUUCAUGUUCAACCAAUUACACGUUCAGCUUUACGCGUUGAAUUGACACUAACACCAGAUUUUAUGUGGGAUGAAAAACUACACUCAACAAAUCAAGCAUUUUGGAUAUUUGUUGAAGAUGUCGAUGGAAAUACUGUAUUACAUCAUGAAUUUUUUGUAUUGAAACAACGUUAUGCCACUGAAGAACAUAUACUACGAUUUGUUGUACCAAUAUUUGAUCCAUUACCACCACAUUAUUAUAUAACAGCUGUAUCAGAUCGUUGGAUUGGUGGGGAAGUCACCCUGCCAGUUUCUUUUAGACACUUAAUUCUACCAGAGAAGACAAUACCACCUACAGAGUUAUUAGAUUUACAACCUUUGCCAGUGACAGCUUUAAGAAAUAAAGAUUUUGAAGCUCUAUACGCGGAUCGUAUUAAAGUUUUCAAUCCUAUACAAACACAGGUUUUCAACUCACUAUACAAUUCCGAUGAAAAUGUUUUAAUAGCAGCUCCAACCGGUAGUGGUAAAACUGUUUGCGCUGAGCUAGCCAUAUUCCGUUUAAUAACUACACAUGCUAGUACUGCUGCAAGCAAUCAAUCAGAUUCUACGACUGGUACAAAUACUAACUUCCGGUGUAUUUAUGUUUUACCACCGCAUGAAGAACAAGUGGAACAGCGUUAUAUUGACUGGGCUAGUCGAUUUGGUGAGAAGUUAGGCAAACGUGUUGUUCGACUAACAGGUGAAACAUCAGUCGACUUGAAACUGUUAGCUCGUGGAAAUAUUGUAGUUACUACACCAGAACACUGGGAUGUACUUUCUAGACGAUGGAAACAACGUAAAAAUGUACAAAAUGUCAAUUUAUUUAUCGCGGAUAACUUGCAUUUAAUUGGUUCUGAAGGUGGUUCAAUCCUUGAAGUUGUCUGUUCCAGAAUGCGUUAUAUCAGUAGUCAAGUGGAUAAUCCAAUCCGAAUAAUUGGCUUAUCACAUAGUCUUACAAAUGGUCGUGAUGUUGCCAGUUGGCUUGGUUGUUCCUCCAGUGCAACAUACAACUUUCCACCUACAACAAGACCAAUUCCAUUAGAAUUAACUAUAAUGCCAUUUAAUAUACCACAUCAAGCCUCUCGUCUGCUGGCAAUGACUAAACCUGUCUACCAAUUAAUAACCCGACUAGCGAUUAUUCCAAGUCCAACUGGUAGCUUACAACAUACUCAGCGUAAGCCAACUUUAGUUUAUGUGCCUACUCGACGUCAAGCACAAAGAGCUGCACUUGAUUUAAUCACAAUGUUCACCGCUAGCAAUGCAAUAUCCUCGUCUAAAUUUCAAGUUAUUUCAGGCCAUCUAGAAGAAGCACUAUCUCGAGCUGCUGAUCAAUUGGCAGACAAAGCGUUAGCUGAAGUGAUUCGUCAUGGCGGUGGCAUAGCUUAUAUACAUGAAGCUAUAACAAAACCAGAUCGUCGAUUAAUUGAAGUGUUAUUCGCUGCUGGUGCAUUACACACUCUAGUUGUUUCACGUGCUCUUAUUUGGGCGGCAGCUUCACCAAAUCCCUUAUCUGCUUAUCUCGUCAUCGUAAUGGAUACUCAAGAUUACAAUGGCAAAAUUCACGCCUAUGAAGAUUAUCCCAUAGUUGAUUUAAUUGAGAUAUUAGGUCAUGCAAAUCGACCAAAUAUUGAUAGUGAAGCGAAAGCUGUUGUAUUAUGUCAAACAGGCAAAAAAGAAUUUUGA